Messenger RNA from Venustampulla echinocandica, 2055 nucleotides. RefSeq lists its product as uncharacterized. NCBI's taxonomy places the organism in Eukaryota, Fungi, Ascomycota, Leotiomycetes, Helotiales, Pleuroascaceae. Gene Ontology annotation, cellular component: nucleus. The transcript is spliced from 8 exons. Gene Ontology annotation, molecular function: zinc ion binding; DNA-binding transcription factor activity, RNA polymerase II-specific; RNA polymerase II cis-regulatory region sequence-specific DNA binding. The record is from RefSeq and is a predicted model, not a curated record. Gene Ontology annotation, biological process: DNA-templated transcription; positive regulation of transcription from RNA polymerase II promoter by galactose. The coding region runs from base 1 to 2055 and encodes 684 amino acids.
AUGUCCAAUGCCAUUGUAGGGAAGGAAUAUCUGGGAAGCAUGGAGGGUCGCCUGGCCUCGGUUGAGAGGAGGCUGGAAAGGCUUGAGGCACAGGGACCUCCGGAGGAGCAGUUACCAUUAGGCGAAAGUCCUGGAGGCCAACUGCGCGAAAGCCCUAAACCUGUGCUGUGCACAAACGCGCCAGGCGGUAACAAGGGUAAUCAGUCCUUACCACUGAAAGUCAACGGAGGCACUGAUCAGGCACCAAUCGACCCUGUAGAGUUAGCCAGGGGCGAGGAUGAUGAUGAGAUUGAGAUUGGUUAUGUCGGUCCUUCUUCUAACACGGCCUUUACACGGCACAUAUCUAGAGCUGUGUUGCGGCUCUAUAUUGCACCAGAGACUGGUGCAGGCACAGGGAAUCCGGAAAGGUUGCAGCCAUUCCAAGACGACAGCAUGACCCAAUCUGCUCGCCACCUGUCGUCCUCAAAAGUAGCAGCUUCUAAUUGGAGAAGCCAGCCUCAAAUAGCACAGGAUGUGGUCAAUCUAUACGAGCGACCUUCCGACGUCGAAGCGAUGUCUCUGAUAGAUAUGUAUUUUGCAGAUACUGGCUUGCUGUUUCCGUACCUCCAUGAAGAGACAUUUCGGGCGACGUACGAGGCGAUGAAAAGAGACCAUUGGAGAAAUCCGCAGAAGACGUGGCUUGCAAUACUAAACGUGGUAUUUGCAGUCGGAACGAGUAUGAACAUUUCGGCCAAUUGGAGUGCUCAAGAUCGUGCAGCCAUGUCAGACACCUACUACCAGCGGGCGUUAGGCCUCUGUGAAAGACAGAUCUGGCAGGGCUGCACAGUAGAACUCGUGCAAUGUCUCCUUCUGAUGGGACAGUACCUUCAAGGGAUGCAAUUCACUCAGACAUGGAUAAUACAUGGCCUUGCUGUAAAAGCAGCCUUCCAAGUCGGCUUACAUUCUGCUGAGCGUUCAAAGACUCUGGCACCUAUCGACCGCGAGAUGAGAAAGCGGAUAUGGACACUGAGCAUGACAUUUGGACGGCCUGCUUCGAUACCCGAGUCAUAUGUCCGUCUAGAGCUCCCGGUCGCUGUUGAUACCGACCAUCCUUUGUCACAGAUUGAUACUAGAAAACGCAAUGGCGUGGACUUGUUCAACGCAACGAUUUGCCUAUACCGAGUCAUGUGGAAAGUAAUUGAUACUCUUUACGAUGGUAACAUGAGCUGCGAUACCUCUAUAAGUAUUUUCGAUACCGGAAAGUGUCUCAUUGAGCUCGAACGGGACCUAGUUGAGUGGGAACGCUCCGUCCCGGGAACCUUGGGUCUCAAGACCUUGCAGGACAUACAGUCGAUCCACGAAGAUCCAGAUCUGCAGGAGAAAUGUGGAGUCAUACUUACUUUGCGUUACCAGAAUCUCCGAAUCCUCGCCCAUCGACCAAUCUUGGUCAGGUUCCUCCAGAUCUGCGGAGAUGCUAACAGGAACGAUCGAGAACUGGCACUGCUUCAACAAAUUGGGUCGCCAAGCAUCGAAGUCUGUAUUCAAUCGUCGCGAGAAAUUAUCACGAUCGCCAAUCUCAUCGUACAGUCUACAGGUACCCGGCGUGGCUUGCUGGGUGCUUGGUGGUCUUCGCUCUACUUUACUUUCAACGCAGGGCUUGUCAUAUUUGCAUGCGCCCUUGUCAAUCAGACAGUUGGCUUCACCCGGGAUUCUCUAUCGGAGUCGUUGGCCACGGCAGAGCACACCCUGCAAGUAGCUGUAAAUGCAUUGUUGCUCUUAGACAAUGGGAACAAAGUCGUGGAGAAGUGUGCUCGAUACCUAGGUCGACUAGCUCAGUUUCUGUCAUAUUUUGUGUCAAAUGUCGCAGUGUCAACCCCAUCCAGCACCGUAAGAUAUCCAUGGAUGGGCGCAGAGCAUCUCGCAUCUGAUCUGCCGAGCUCGUCAUCUACCAUUAUACCACAGAUGAGUAUGCCUGACUUUGGAUCUCACCAGGCCAGGUCCGGUAUGGAUCUUGGUGGGUUUAUGAUGGAGAGCGACUUGGACUUCCUAAAUUAUUUCCGUGUCCCGCCUACCUAG